This is a messenger RNA of Saccharomyces mikatae IFO 1815, 2160 nucleotides long. It is a transcript of the gene FRE4, whose product is annotated as ferric-chelate reductase. The transcript has a single exon. The coding region runs from base 1 to 2160 and encodes 719 amino acids. Gene Ontology annotation, cellular component: plasma membrane. The record is from RefSeq and is a predicted model, not a curated record. Gene Ontology annotation, molecular function: ferric-chelate reductase activity. NCBI's taxonomy places the organism in Eukaryota, Fungi, Ascomycota, Saccharomycetes, Saccharomycetales, Saccharomycetaceae. Gene Ontology annotation, biological process: intracellular iron ion homeostasis; copper ion import; iron ion transport.
AUGACGAUGUUGGUGCAUAUUAUAUCUUUCCUUGUAUUCUUCCAGUUUUCGGUCGCAAAAGCUCCACCAGGUAAAACCUCUCUAAUAAAUACUCAUGAGAGGAGAUCGAUAUAUUCAUGCUACGUGGGUUUACGUAAGGAAAACUGGAGUUUCAAUGGGUCUGCUAUAUGUCGUUAUGAGCCGGCAAUCCAAUCGAUGCUUUACUGUCUUUACGAAGAUACGAAUGAGAAAGGAUAUUCAAACAAAACCCUGGAAAAAGGCUUCGAGGAAAUGAGGCAGUUUUGUUACACAGCAAAGUUUCUGAACAUGACUGAUGCUGAGUUUUAUACAUCAUUGGAUAAUGGAACGUACUAUAUUCAAGAUCAACCCAAACCUAACAUCAAUAUUACAUAUCCUAUCAGACUCAAUUCCACAUUAAGACAAGCAUAUUAUACUGCUUAUUAUGGCUAUUACUAUAAUCAUGAUAUUCCUUAUUACUUUGGAGGCAUUAUGUGUGCAUAUUUCGUGGGCGUCAUGCUCUUUGCAGGUUUAAUUCGUUUCUUGAAUUACACCCCAUUAAAAAAAAUCAUAUUCAAGCAAAAGUCGAUUAAUUACGUGAGAGGUUAUGCAACUCUACCGACCCUUUGCAAAAAGCACGCGGAACCUUUCUCGUACUUGAAAGUGAUUACUGGUUACCUUCCAACUAGAUUCGAAACUUUGGUUAUUUUGGGCUAUCUCAUACUCCACACCAUUUUCAUGUCUUACAAAUAUCAAUACGACCCUUAUCGCAUCAUAUUCUCUGCUCAUAGGGCAGAAGUAGCACAUUUUGUUGCAUAUAGAAGCGGUAUACUUUCCUUUGCACACUUACCACUCAUUAUUCUAUUUGCAGGAAGAAAUAACUUUCUCCAAUUUAUUUCUGGUUUGAAGCACACUUCAUUCAUUGUGUUUCACAAGUGGCUAGGAAGAAUGAUGUUUCUUGACGCUAUAAUUCAUGCUGCCGGUUUUACGAACUACUUCCUGUUCUAUAAAAGAUGGGAAACAGCUAGAGUAAUGAUAUAUUGGAAGUUUGGUAUUGCUGCCACCUGUUUAGCGGCAAUGAUGAUUUUCUUUUCGAUCGCGGCAUUUAGGAGAUACUGUUAUGAAACUUUUAUAACCCUUCAUAUAGUACUCGCCGCACUAUUUUUUUAUACCUGUUGGGAACAUGUUACUAGCUUUAGCGGUAUCGAAUGGAUUUACGCGGCAAUAGCAAUUUGGGGCGUUGAUAGAGUUGUACGUGUUGCUAGAAUCGCACUUCUAGGGCUCCCUAAAGCUGACCUACAAUUAGUUGGUUCUGAUUUGGUCCGUGUGACAGUAAGCAAAUCGGAAAAAUUUUGGAAGGCAAAACCAGGACAAUACGUUUUCGUUUCCUUCCUACGUCCCAUGUGCUUCUGGCAGUCGCAUCCAUUUACGGUAAUGGAUUCUUGCGUAAACGAUGGGGAAGUGGUCAUAAUUUUAAAAGCAAAAAAGGGUGUGACGAAACUAGUAAGGAAGUUUGUUGAAAGAAAAGGUGGGAAGGCUACCAUGAGACUGGCCAUCGAAGGACCAUAUGGUUCGAAAUCCACUGCUCAUCGCUUUGAUAACAUCUUACUGUUGGCAGGUGGAUCAGGGCUUCCUGGCCCAAUUGCCCAUGCUAUUGCGUUAGGGAAAACAACAGCUGCAAGUGGUACAAACUUUGUGCAGUUAGUAGUAGCAGUGAGAGGACUGGAUAUGCUCAACGCGUGUAAAAAAGAACUAAUGGUAUUGAAAGAUUUGAAUGUUCAGGUUCACAUUUACAAUUCUAAGCAUGAGACAGCUUUUACAGAAGGAGCCUCAAAAGAACUCAAAUAUGGUCAAAUGACAGCAGAGAAAACUCCUUCUAUUGUCGACAACUCAGAGAAAGCUCUUUCUGAAAGUGAAAGCACGGAACGAUCUCUUCCUGUAGAUGGCGUUUCUGCUACCGAUUUUGAAUUUGCCACUUUUCAUGCGGGAAGACCCAACAUUGAAGAAUUGUUAAAUAGAUCCGUCAAUCAUCCUGGUUCUCUUGCUGUCGUAUGCUGCGGUCCACCUAUUUUCGUUGACACCGCUAGAAAUCAAACUGCCAAAGCUGUAAUCAAAAACUCAUCACGCGUAAUUGAAUACUUAGAAGAAUAUCAAGCUUGGUAA